This is a messenger RNA of Tuber melanosporum (Perigord truffle), 3260 nucleotides long. RefSeq lists its product as uncharacterized. The transcript has 2 exons. The record is from RefSeq and is a predicted model, not a curated record. The coding region runs from base 123 to 2450 and encodes 775 amino acids. Lineage: Eukaryota; Fungi; Ascomycota; Pezizomycetes; Pezizales; Tuberaceae.
CUACUCUAUCCUCACCCUCUCUUUUCAUACCUCCUAACACUCAACGCUCAACACUCAAUCAUCAAUUCCUUAAAAAACUACAACAACCCUCCCCCCCAACGCCCCAAUUUACGCGCGGAGACAUGCUCGACCCUACCACGCUUUCGUCGCUCAAGGUGACGGAGUUGAAGGCCGAGUUGAAAAAGCGCGGUCUACCUGUUGGAGGAUUGAAGCAGGUGCUUGUAGAAAGGCUAGCCGAGCAAGUUAUUCAGGAGCGCGCGGCGGCGGAGGCAGAAGCGGCGGCACUGGCGGAGGAGGAGAGAGCAGCGGUAGACGAUGCGCAGGGAGAGGAGGUGGUGAAUGGAGAUGGAAUCGCGCCGGAUCCUCAACCGGAGCCCCAGCCCGAACCAAUACCGGAGGUGGUCGAGGGGGAAAAAGAGGUUGUUCCUGUUCCCCAGGCGGAACCAGAAGCGAUUGUUGUCGAGGCUACGCAAGCGGUAGUUGUUGAGGGAAAUGUUAUAGAACCGGAGGUUAUCCAGGAGGAGGCUCCAAAACCUGAAGCUCCAACUGAAGAUGAACCGGCUGUGAUCGAAACAGCUUCCGAACCUGCACCUGAGCCAGCGACUGAAUCUGUUGCCGCUACGGAAGUUGUGGAGGGGGUGGUUUUUGAGGAGAAGGUUGUUGAGCCAGAGGUUGUUGAGAGAGCUUCGGGCCCUGAAGCUGAGCCUGCGCCCGAGCCGGUGGAAGCUGAUCCGGUGGAAACUGAGCUGGCGGAAACUGAGCUGGUGAAAACUGAGCCGGUGGAAACUGGGCUGGUGGAAACUGAACCGGCGGAAACUGGGCUAGUGGAAACUGAACCGGCGGAAACUGGGCUGGUGGAAACUGAACCGGCGGAAACUAAGGUUGUUGAGAGAGUUGAAGAGGAGGAAACUGGUGAAUUGGUUUUGGAGUCCGGAGCUAAAUUUGAGGAUGAGGUGGUAGAAGAGGCAGCUUUAAAGGAAGUGACGACCAAGACUGAGAUUGCUUCGGAUGAGACACCUGGGACUGGGCCAAUUAUUGAAAAGAAGGAAGAGAUUCCCGUUGCGGGGCAGCCAAUUUUGGAAUUUGAGCCAGAGGCUGAAAUGGAGCGAAUGAAGCCGGAGGGACUUGUCAUUGCUGCUGUCGAAGAGACCACCCGUGAAAUGGUUAAGGAUGAGGACUCAAACAUGGUCGAUGCAUCUUCACUUUCAUUGUCUCCUGAAAAGACUAUAGUCCCGGAGCUGACCCCAGCCCACGAUGACACUACCGCGGAAUCUACUUUAAAACCCGGACCAGAGACAGAGCUUCAACAACCAUCUGUCGACCUAAUGGAUACAAGCGAAGGGCAGACAGACAUCCGUAAGCGUAAGCGUCGCUCAAUAACCCCAACUCCCUCCUCCGCGCGUGUCGGCGAGCCUGAGAACCAACAAUCAAAUGAAGGCGCAACCUCAAAGAAACCUCGGCGUGACUCUACAGAAAACCAACCCCAGCGUACGCGUCCUAAGGACGCCCGCUUCAAAGGCCUCUUCAAUGACUCCAGUAGUACUGUCACUGCAAACAAUCCUCCAACUGCCUCCCACCACUACAACCAAGCAGCCGACCAAGCGAUGAAUCAAUUAAUAACUCAAAUAGAGGAUGAGGAUGACGCUCCCAUUCCACCUUCAAUCCACCCGGCCACCCGAGCGCUCUACAUCCGCAACUUCGCCCGUCCGCUUAGCGAGCCGGCCUUGAAGGCCCACCUCACCGCCCUCGCCUCUCCUCCUUCCUCUACUUCCGCCGUUACAACUAGCCAACCGCCAGAGCCCCCGAUAGAGUACCUCUACCUCGACACCAUCAAAAGUCACGCUCUAAUAAUUUUCACCACCCUCACUGCCGCAACCCGCGUGCGUGUUGGAAUCCACACGAAGGUUUGGCCGAACGAACGUUCCAGGAAACCACUCUGGGCGGACUUUGUCCCCGAGGAGUCGGUUGCGGGAUGGGUUGAUAGGGAAAAGCAACGUGGCCCCGGAGCCCGCUGGGAGGUCAUUUACGACCGUGAGGCCGGCGAAGGCGGGGUUCGUGCCGAGUUGGAAGAGGUUGGGGGUAGAAGAAGAAUUGGCCCCGGUGGGAAUACCGGAGUAGAAGUUUUGGGGGCUCCGACAGGACCGAGAGGGGAGAGGAGGGGUGUCCAGAUUACAGAGAGAGAAUUUGGUGCUAGAUCCAACUUCUCUGCCGCAACCACCGACCCCACCAUCACCAACAGCGCAACCCAGCGCACCGCUACCACUGGUGGCGGCGGAAGAAUCGUGGUUAAGGACCUCGACCAACUCUUCCGCUCCACCGUCACCAAGCCGAAACUAUACUGGAUACCUGUGGACCCGGACAUUUCCAGGGAACGCUUGGCAGCAUACGAGCGCGGUCGUGGCAAUACUGGUAAUGCUGGGGCUGGCAGCGGUUUUAGGAGACGCCGUUGAACGUCUUCAGGCUUUUACAUUCUUACCCGGUCUUGACUUUUUAUUCGCAUGGUAGCUACGGAUUUCUUUCUUUCUCCCCUUCCCAAUUGGAGAAGGGGCUGGUUUCUGACUAUAAAGACGGGUUGUUCUACUCUUUGGUGCUCUUUUUUGUUGGUCUUUUCUUUUUCGUUUCUCAAAGUGGUUUGGAUUUGUUUUGUUUCCCCGCUAGCCUGCUUGCUCGCGGGAUCCCUUGAUGGAAGGAGUUCGAAGAAAAGCUUACCUCCUAGAACAGAAUGGAGUGGAACGUCUAACGAAGCUGGGAGGGAACGGGCAAUGGACAAUGUGGCGAUUUAAAGAAAAUGUGUGGGAGUGUACCAAUAGUUUUUUCUUUUCUUUCUUUUCUUUUCUUCCGGGUGGUGCUUUCUUUCUUUUUCUUUCCUUUUCCUUUGCUUUUACAAGUACCUGACGGGGCGGCAGGAGUAUUAAAAAAACGACAGACAGAAUACAUUACUCACUCGGUUGGUUGCUUUCUUUUUAUAUACCAUAAUUCCUUCAUUCGCAGGUUAUAUCGUGGUUCCGUUCUAUCCAAAAAUUGGGCUGGGAUUCCUUUUUUGCUCUUCCUUGCUUAAAUUCCUGCGAACAAAAAAGUCUAGCUAGCAUGGAUGUCUGUCCACCCGUCUGUCAUGAGAAUGGAUGGGUGGAGUAAGAGGCGAGCGAGUGGACAGAAUGAAGUGAAGCAUCAUAAGUAGGAAUAAACAUGAAUGGCGUGGAAGUGUGAGAAAUUCUAAGUUAUGUAUAAAUACGUGUUGUACUUCCAUGACCUUUUUUUUU